Messenger RNA from Aspergillus fijiensis CBS 313.89, 1862 nucleotides. Its product is annotated as Zn(II)2Cys6 transcription factor domain-containing protein. The transcript is spliced from 2 exons. Lineage: Eukaryota; Fungi; Ascomycota; Eurotiomycetes; Eurotiales; Aspergillaceae. The coding region runs from base 28 to 1779 and encodes 583 amino acids. Gene Ontology annotation, molecular function: DNA-binding transcription factor activity, RNA polymerase II-specific; zinc ion binding. The record is from RefSeq and is a predicted model, not a curated record. Gene Ontology annotation, biological process: regulation of DNA-templated transcription.
UCGUCAGCUCCGUCGAGGUGGCUCAGCAUGUCCCCGAAGUCAUCCGCUUCCCGUUGCAGUGGGGAUACAGGAAGCGGCCUGCCCCUGAGAUCCCGACUGGGGUGCAAAACUUGCAAAAUCCGUCGAGUCAAAUGUGGACAAGAAAAGCCCAACUGUCUCCGAUGCAGCAGCACCGGUCGCAAGUGCGAGUACGUCAAGGCUGUGGCGGGCACCUUCUCGUCCGCCUCGCCUCCUUCCACCGCAGCCCUCGAUCAUCCCCUGGCGUUUGCCCCCAACACCGUCUGGAGAGAACGUCGUGCUUUUGCCUACUACUUCGAACGCGUAGCCCUGUUUGUCGGGGGUGAUCUGGAUGUCGAAUUCUGGGGCACUUUCGUGCCUCAGCUGUGUCAGGGAGAACCGGCCGUGUGGGAUGCCAUCAUCUCUAUCAGUGCCCUGUUCGAGACGCACGAUCAACCAAAAAGUCUGGUCUCCGUGCCGCCCAUUGACCAACCGCAGAGUGAUGCCUUGGCCUGGUACUCGCGCUCCGUCUCGGCUAUUCGUCAGCGCAUCGAGCGCGGGCAGGUCGACAUCUUUGUGGGACUGAUUACUUGCGUUCUCUUCAUUUGCAUUGAGACCCUGCAAGGGCGCGAAAAAGAAGCCCUGCAUCUGUUCAUGCAAGGGUUACAGCUCAUUCAGGCUCUGCGCGUCCAAGUCUCGUCUGGCGUGAUUCCACCCUCCAAGGCAGUUUUGCUGGAGGAUGUGAUUGUCCCGAUCUUCAUCCGGCUCGGAGUGAUCGCUUUUAGUGAUUCGGCCACUCGGAUGAACAGUCUACUGAGAGCUCAUACCCCAGUAUGGUCGGCUGAAUUCGCAUCCUUGAGAUGCGCGCGCGAAGCUCUCACUAGUCUAGGGGCAGAGACCAUGCUCUUCGAGCGCCAGUGUCUGGCCGAGCUAUCGCAGGCGGAUUGCUUUCAUGUCAGCGAAAGGUUGCUUCACACACAGGCGAUAUUCUUCGAGCGAUUGAAAGAGUGGGACGUCGCGUUUAAGAGGCUUCUGGAUUCGCUCCAUGACAAAGGGCCACUCUCCCAACACCAGGUGGUCAACAGCGCGCUUCUCAUAGCGUACCACAAGACCACCACCAUUCUAGCGACCAUUUGCGUAUCCUCACUCCAAACCAUGGCGGAUCACUGUCUGGAGGACUUCCAGAUCAUUAUCAACCAAUGUGGCCUUGCUCUCGACGCGUCCAGACGACGUGACGGCACACAGCCUCCAUUCACAUUUGAUCUUGGUGUUGGACUGCCCCUGUGGUUCACGAGCCUCCGAUGUCGUGAGCCGCGCAUUCGACGCGCCGCAGUCGAGUUACUCCGUCGAGCGCCGCCGGUGAUGGGCUUUUACCGUGCUACGGCGGCUGUUAGUUUUGCAGAAAACAUUAUUAUGCUAGAAGAAGGAAACGCGAUGGCGCUGAGACCCGCGAGUAGGCCUCAGUCUUCCACAGAGCUGGUCUGGGACCAGGGUGCUGAGGGUCGCAUCCCUGGCCAUAGUUUAUCCCGGGAACAGGGCAGGCUUGUGGCUACUUCGGACAAUGAUGCCCACCUGGCGCUGGCGGACAUUCCGGAAGAAGCGCGAAUCGGACCGAUUAAUGUCGUGCGUCAGGACGAGAGCUCGUCACCGCGAACCAUGCAAGAGGGUGUAAUGAAUAGCGAUGAUUCCAGCAACGAAGUGACGGGGAUGCGGUUUACACGGAAUCGGCGGGAUCCGGUGCAGAAUACAUGGCAGCGGGUGCAUGAAUACCUGCCUUUAUGAAUGAGGGCAAGGGGGACAGACAGAGCAAGAAUAGCAAUUCCAGAGGAAGACGCAAUACUUUACUGCAAUGAAAUAGCAGUCAC